AUGGCACCCAGAAAGAAGAAUGCACCAAAGAAGGAGUUGACCGCAGAAGAUAUGCGGCGUCUUGGGAUGUCGGAGGAAGAUAUCACCCGCAUUUUGGCCGAGCGCGGCAAGUCAGCCGAGGAGCGACGGCAAGAACAAGAAGCCGCUGAGGCGCGACGCCGCGAGACGGAACAGCGCCAAAAGCGUAUGAAGGAGCUGGAGAAACAGAAGGAGGAACUUGUGCGUCUGGAAGGAGGCCCACGUGUUGCCAUUCGUGACGAGGAGGAUACGGAGUGGGAGCAGCUGGAAGAGACACUGACGGUGGAAAAGAAACGGCGGCUGCGGGAGUGUGCAGAGAAGAUGGUGCAGCAACGCUUUGCAGAGGCGCGUCGCAAGCGCGAAGCGGAAGCAGCGGCGUAUCAAGAGACUCUCGGCCACCUCACACCGGAGGAGCGGGAGGCCUUCGUCGCAGCGCAGAUCGCGGCGGAACACGCCCGCUCCGAGGCAGAGAUGCAGGCGAAGGAACAGCAGCAAAAACGUGAGGAGCGACGACUUGCACGGGAGCGGGCGGCACGGAGGGCGCAGCGACAGCGACGAAGACAGGACGGAGAAGAGGACGUGGAUGAAGAAGAUGCGGAUGAUAUUGCCACGUUUGGCGGUGGCGCGAAGGCUUCUUACGAACGAAUAAAAUCAAUCGAUGAACUUUCUGCCGACCUUCAUGACAAAUACGACUAA
This is a messenger RNA of Trypanosoma cruzi, 714 nucleotides long. RefSeq lists its product as uncharacterized. Lineage: Eukaryota; Euglenozoa; Kinetoplastea; Trypanosomatida; Trypanosomatidae. The transcript has a single exon. The coding region runs from base 1 to 714 and encodes 237 amino acids. The record is from RefSeq and is a predicted model, not a curated record.